AUGGUGAAUCCCAAUUCAGGAUCAUAAAUCUUCCAAGGAACCGAAGUCGUCCAGGAGCUCUUAAUGUGCCAGAAAAAUUUGAAGACAGUCCAUUGUCAUCUCCUACUGGGCGUCAAUCACAGCUAGGUAGAAAUGCAAGUGGCGGUCAACUGAGGAAGUUGUUCAAAGAAUUUCAUAUGGGUCGAUCAAGUAGCUUCCGGAAGCUACUUGAGCCAAGCAUAUCAGACAAACCAGGAAUUACUCCUUACAGGGUUGUCCUUGGUAAUGUGAAAGAAAAGCUGGUGAAGACACGUAGGAGACUCGAACAUCUUCUUGAGGAUUUACCGUGCGAUUAUGACACUGAAGAAUAUUGUGAAACAUCAGAUCAACUUUUGGAGCCCUUGCUCUUGUGCCAUCAAUCACUGGAAUCAUGUGGAUCUAGUGUGCUUGCUGAUGGCCGGUUAGCAGAUUUGAUACGAAGGGUUGCAACCUUUGGUAUGGUGCUAAUGAAGCUCGAUGUGCGCCAGGAAUCUGGUCGACACACAGAAGCACUUGAUGCCGUCACAUCUUACUUGGAUCUUGGUGUUUAUAGUGAGUGGGAUGAAGAAAAGAAGUUGGAUUUCUUGACUAGAGAGCUGAAAGGGAAGCGUCCUCUUGUUCCUCCAAACAUAGAGGUUGCUGCUGAUGUGAAAGAAGUUCUGGACACCUUCAAAGUUGCUGCAGAAUUAGGGAGCGACUCACUUGGAGCAUAUGUGAUCUCCAUGGCCUCAAAUGUAUGA
This is a messenger RNA of Panicum virgatum (switchgrass), 758 nucleotides long. RefSeq names its product phosphoenolpyruvate carboxylase 4-like. The transcript has 6 exons. The coding region runs from base 177 to 758 and encodes 193 amino acids. Gene Ontology annotation, cellular component: cytosol. Gene Ontology annotation, molecular function: phosphoenolpyruvate carboxylase activity. The record is from RefSeq and is a predicted model, not a curated record. Gene Ontology annotation, biological process: tricarboxylic acid cycle; carbon fixation. NCBI's taxonomy places the organism in Eukaryota, Viridiplantae, Streptophyta, Magnoliopsida, Poales, Poaceae.